GCCUGUACCUUCCUACCUUGACCAUCCCUGGUAUGCAGAAUCAUGGUCAACCUGGAGUCUUUUGGCAUUUCCUCAUGCAGUCUUCAGACUAUCUUAGUUAUAUUGUUCAUCUUCAUGGCUUCAACAGUUCAAGCUGGACUCAAUCUCAGAGGUCUACGUUAUUCAGAAAUCCUGAAGAAGAGUGAUUUAAAUCACAAAAUUGUGAAGAGAGGAGUCAAUCCAAGUCCUCAUCCUUUCAACAGUAUCAAGGAGCUUUCUUUUGAUACUCAUGGGAAGAAUUUUCGUCUUAUGCUUUCCCCCAAGAGUGGAAUUUUGGACCCAUUUUUUGAGGCCACUAUCAUCAAUAAGGAUGGAUUGGAAUCAUAUAUACCUGUUGAUAAGGAAAGCUUCUUUGAGGGUCAUGUGUUUGGAGAGAAGACUUCUCAUGUCUCGGCUCAUUUUGAUGGUGAACUCCUGACUGCUACCAUUGAAACUCAUGAUGAAACUUAUCAUGUGGAGCCCCUAUGGAGGCAUGCACAAGAUGAGGGGCGAGACUCCAUGUUAGUCUACAGAAGCUCUGAUGUCAAAUACAGCUGGGCUGGCCUGAUGGAGGAUGAAAUGACUGAGGAGGAGAUGAUCCAGGAGUUGGUGAGAGUGAAAAGGGAGGAUGGAAGAGAUGGCUAUUCCUUACAAAAGUCUCUCUGUCCCCUCUUGCUUGUGGCAGACUAUAGGUUUUUUGGAAGCAUGGGAGCAUCUGAUGGAAAAACAACCACAAAUUACUUGAUCAGUCUGAUUGACCAUGUCCAUAAGAUCUAUGAAGGCACCCAGUGGACAGGUUCUCCAGACCAGGAAGGUUUCCAUGGUAUGGGUUUUGUGAUUAAAAAAAUCCUAAUUCAUUCUGAGCCAACACCCACAUACCAAGAUGAAGAACAUUAUAACAUGAAAACAACCACCUGGGAUGUUCGCAAGCUCCUUGAGGUUUUCAGUCGGCAGUAUUCACACAAGAAUUACUGUUUGGCCCACUUAUUCACUGAUACCUCUUUUGAGGGUGGAAUUCUCGGAUUGGCUUACGUUGGUUCACCUCGAAGAAACUCUGUUGGAGGAAUCUGUACGCCAGAAUACUUGAAGGAUGGCACUACUUUGUACUUGAACUCGGGUCUGAGUAGCUCCCGAAACCAUUAUGGACAACGACUGAUCACCCGGGAGGCAGCGUUAGUGACAGCUCAUGAAUUUGGUCACAACUGGGGCUCAGAACAUGAUCCAGAUCUCCCAGAAUGUUCCCCUCGAGCUUCAGCUGGAGGAUCAUAUAUCAUGUACACUUAUUCAGUGUCUGGCUUUGAUAUCAAUAAUCAAAAAUUUUCUCCAUGCAGUCUUCGAUCAAUCCGAGCAGUGAUUCUUGCCAAGAGUGACAAGUGCUUCACAGAACCCAAACAGAGUUUCUGUGGGAAUUCUCGCAUAGAAGAAGGAGAGGAAUGUGAUGCAGGUGUUUUAGGCACUGAAGAUACUGAUGCAUGUUGCAACAACAAGUGCAAGUUGAGAAAGGACAAAGGAGCUCUUUGUAGUGACAAGAAUUUCCCAUGUUGCCAAAACUGCCAGUUUAUUCCCAAGGGAACUAAAUGUCGAGAGCGACAGUUGCUCACUUGUGAGCAGGAAGCCUGGUGCACAGGCCAGAUGCCAGAAUGCCCUGAUUCACUGCCACUGGCUGAUUACACUCCUUGUUUGGAGAAAGGAAAGUGCUUCAAUGGAAAGUGUGAACCCUUCUGUGAGAGUCAGCAGCCCUCUCUUCAGAGCUGCAUGUGUGAUACCUUGAAAGAUGCCUGCAGGCGAUGUUGCCGAACACACAUCAAUGACACCUGCCAUCCAGUCGAUGCCCAUGAUAUCCUCCCUGACGGGACUCCUUGCUUUGUGGGAUAUUGCCGGAAGGGCAAAUGUGAGAAGACAGUGCAAGACCUUGUGGAAAGAUUCUGGGACAUAAUCGAAGAUAUCGACAUCGAUCAAGUGCUGAAGUUCCUACGCGACAAUAUCGUGGGGACGGUAAUCGGGAUCUCUUUGUUCAUGUGGAUCCCAGCCAGCGUUAUCAUCAGCUGUGUCGAUCGCAAGCGGAGGCAUCGGGUCAAGGAGAUGGCCAAAUUGCAAGAGAGCCAGGAGUUGAUGCAGCGUCGCAGCCGUCCCAGGGCAAUCGAACUCCGCAAUAGGCGCUUCCCCAGCCAAGGUAUGGCAUGGACCAGCACACCGCUUUAAUGCCUUCAUUGCCGCACUUGUGAUACUAUGCUCCAUGUUCAAAGUUGUCUAGGGCAUUUUUUAUUUUUUUUUUAAAGCAUAUCUCCCG
Molecule: messenger RNA, 2308 nt
Organism: Darwinula stevensoni
Lineage: Eukaryota; Metazoa; Arthropoda; Ostracoda; Podocopida; Darwinulidae
Source: the annotation of a GenBank genome assembly